GUGGUGAAUUUAGAUAGGAAAUGUCUUCGCGGAGUUGUGGAAACCUCUUUUUGUUAAUUUACAAGUGAAAAAAGUGUAAAUUCGACGAAAAAGUGAAGGAAACUGCAGGAAGAGCGGCCGUAACAGUUAAGGUCUCAGCUGUGACGCGGAGAGAGACGCGGUGAUUCCCGCAGACGGCGCUGCCUCGUUCUCCAGCGAUAACUCUCAGGGCCGACCCUGCUCUGGCGCUCAGUCGACUAUCGCCCGCUGUUGGAGAAAGAGAGGAAAGCACCGACCUGUCUGCCCGCCGCUUUCCAACACACCUGACAUAUAAAAAGACUUGCCGGCAGCUGUGUGUUCCUUGCUUACAGACGCAAGUGACUCACGAUUCGAUCGAAGCGCUUCUUGUGGACCUCAUGAGUUAUGGAUUAACCAUCAGCUGAAUUGGCAUUUUCCAAUUAACGUCACAAUGGUGAAUUUAAUACGACACGAAAGACUGAAAAUUUGGACGGCUGGAAUUUUGCUUCUGGCGAUCACUGCCGUCCGAGCACUGCAGCCUGAAGAAUGCGCGGCUGAAAGCAGAAAAAUUACCGUGAACCCAGAUGCGGAUGCCUUUAUUGGUGUCGUACUGCCAAUCAGGUCGCAAGGAACUGGACUCCUCGGGUGCGGUGCGCCGAGCCAGGACGGUGUGGAGCUUCUUGAAGCCUUAAAAUGGGCCGGCCAAGUGAUGAAUCACGCGGAGGAGACGGAAGGAGAGCAGAGUUUCAUCCCGGGAGUCAAGUUGGGUUUCCAAGUGUGGGACACUUGUGGACACUCGGCCUCACUUCCUUACGCGUUGUCCGAGUUGCUCCCUGUGCUGCGUGACGGCCCUGCUUUCUGCUCACGUUCGCUGGUUGAACCGCAGCUCGGCAAUGAAACGUCAGCGGCGCCUCUCUUUGUUGGUCUCGUCGACGGCGCUGGUGCGACCAGAGACCCCGACAUCAGGGCUGUUCUCGCCGACAACAAUGUGCCCGCCCUGGUGUUGCAACCCGACACCCUUGUGGCCGCUGAGGAUCGCGCCAAGGCCCUCAUAUCCAUGGCUGUAGAGCUGCAGUGGCGUCAAGUGGCAUUCAUCUUCGGCGAUGACGACUAUGGCACCCGCAUGUAUCGCUCGGCCGUCCGUCUGGCCGCCGACAGUGACCUCUGCGUCGUGGCCGCCGAACGCCUCAACGACUUGGAUCAUCGCUCGGCCGCCUCCGCCCUGAUGACGGUCCAGGCGGCCGCGGCUGCCGCCUCUGCCACGGCUCGCGGCAGCAACGUCACAGGAGUGUUGGUCAUGGCGAGGAGGACACACUUCAUGCCCCUUCUGGACGCCGUUCGCCACCUCGAAAGUCCCCACCUUCAGUGGCUAUUCUCCGACUUGCUGGCAGAGCAGGACGUGUCGAAAGGACUGACCUCCGAAAAGUUCUACUCGCUGACUUUGGCGCCACCAACAAUGCCCCGGUUUGAGAAAUUCUGGGCAAGCCAAAUCCAAAACGCGACGGCCAGCAGCGAAAAUUUUGUCCAGCUCUUUGAAAUGCAGAAACGGGGCUGCAGACUGAGUGGAUGGACCGGUCCGAAGGUGGAAGGCCUUCCUAUCUGCGGAGAUGACAUCGAGUUGGACGCCCCUGACUCUUUAGGAGCGGCCCUUCGAGGAAGAAACUCCGCCGCCGCCUUGCACGUGGUCUACACUUUGGCGCACGCCCUGAAAUCUGCCUGGACUGAAACGUGCCAAGAGCCUGGCGUUUGUCCCGAGUUGAGGUCAAUUGACAGGCAGCAGUUCAACGCCAGACACCUGGCUGCGGUUGAAGUGGACUAUUCGGUGCCCCAAGGAAGGAUGGUUGGGCUGCCGAAGACCAGAUUAGGUGACCCUAGUGAGAUGUCAGCUUCUAGUUUGACUUUGAUGAAGUACCAGAGAGGAAAAGAUGCACGGAAAUUACGAAAAUUGUUUGAAUACACUUUCGGUGGCCCUGAAGCUCCAAACCCUGAUCGCGGCCACAGAAGCGCCUUCAACAGGGUCGACUUCUGCUCCGAGCCCGACGACCCAACCCAAUGCCCUCGGUGCCUUCGUCUUCGCGAGGCCCGAACCCGCGACAGAACGGCCCCCCGAUCCCUGAACCCCUCAAAUCGCCCCCCUGCACACCACACGAUUUCCUCACCCCAACAUGUCUAUAUCGCCGGCAUCUUUUCCGUUCACCAGGCACCCUUUCCAGGUGCACCCUUGCUGGGCGAGUGUGGCGCCCUGGAGGUCAAAUCGGCGCGUCAGGUCGAGGCCUUCACCUGGGCCCUGAAACGCGUCAAUGAAAAAUAUCUGAGCCCUGUCAAUAUCAAAUUAGGGGCUGUUUUGCUCGACGCUUGCCACAGCUCAGGUCGCGCCCUCGCCCUUCCGGCCACCCUGCUGGGCGAAGGAGCCGAACCGAUUCUAGCUGCUGUAAACGCCCUGCAUGAAAAUGAGGCUCAUCUGGCGUCGUCCGUUUUCAGGGCAAUGAACAUCACCUCAAUUUCCACCGAUGCAUUCAAAAGCGGACACGAUGCAUUUGAAAUGCAAAUUCGUCCUUCAGCUGAAAUUUAUGGAUCUGCCUUGAAGGAGACUCUGAAGGAACUGGAAUGGGAUUACGUCAGUGUGGUCAGGUCGGCUGACAACAAAGGUGCGGAGGCUGCAGUGAAAAUUCUGAGAGAGGCGUCCGUCUGCAUUGCUACGGAGGAGAUUUUAACAAGCGAGUCAAACUUUAUUGAGACGGUGGCUAAACUUGUUUUGAUGAGAAGAAACGGCGCCAAAGGUGUGAUUUUGUGGGUGAAACCUGAGGAUGCGAUGAAGAUCAUCAAGGAAGUUGGCAAAUCGGGCGAGACUAAGAAAGAAAAUGAGCUUUUCUGGAUGGUUGUCGACGAGCACAGCAAUCCUGAAUUGCAGAAAACGAUCUUGGAAACUUCUGGAUCAGCAUUUAUUUUCAGCCCAAUGCAAAAUGAAGCCAAGGAAUUUGAGCAGCAUCUUCGACUGCUCAGAGAUGAGGAUGUAGCCAAGACCACAGACAAUCCAUGGCUUGAAGUUUACUAUAGCAAGGCAUUGAGGGCUUGUGCUGACAAUGAUACCGCUUGUGACCAGCAGCAGCGGACCCUGCAGCUGCAAGGCAGCGCCGACAACGCCAGAAUCAUCCAAGCAGUUUAUGCAGUCGGAGCGUCGAUCGCUCGAGCGCGACGAGAGCUGUGCCCUGACCUUCCCGCCGGGCUGCCGGGUCUGUGCCCGCCAGGUGGAAACAGGCCGGAUAUGAAGCAAACUGUUAAUUCGUACCUGCACACAACGCCUUCGGAGAGCGCGGGUGGAGCUGGAGAUGAAUUCAGAUUCACAGCCCGUGGAGCCGGAGAUGUGCCUGUCGAGAUUCAUCAGCUGAGAAAAAGGCAGGGUGGAGCGGCAAAUAAAUCUGCUGUGCUUGAAAAGGUUGCUUCCAUCAGUCAGUCCACUGCAGACACAAAAAACCUUCAACUUUUGUCGCAAAACUACGGUUCCCCGUCAAGAUGCGCCUCGGACUGCAGCAGUUGCCGCAAGCCGAGCAGCCGCUUUGUCCUGACCCACCCUUCCAACCCUGAGAACAAACCCCACUUUUAUGUUGGCGUCAACCUCGGCAUGCACGCCCAGAGUGCUUCAAAUCCUCUCGAGUGCGGCGGCGCAAUCAGUCGGCGCGGCGUGCAGAACAUGGAGGCCCUUUUGUGGGCCUUGGACCGAUUCAACGCCAACAACUCUGUCCACCUGUCAGCCGUCGUCAUGGACAGUUGCGGCAGCAGAAUGCGCACCUCCAGGGACGUGGCCCUUCUUCUCGAACAAAAGGACGAAGUCCAGGCCGAGAGAAUCGUGACCAUGAUCACCAACGACGGCGCCCAGGUUGCGGAGAGCACCGCAAAUUUGGCCGCACCCUUCAGCAUCCCAGUCAUUGGCUCAGAAGCGCCCUUCCACAAACAACACUCGCCCUACCCUCUUCAGCUGAACGCAGGCCUCAAAAUGAGAAUACAAACUGUAAUGAGGCUCAUCAGGAAACUCGGCUGGGAUUCGAUUUCCGUCGUUACCACCGAAGACGCUUCAGAAAGUGAGGCCAUGCUGAAGUUGGCGCAAUUUGAGGCCAAGAAACAGUCGGUAACCAUCAUGAACACGGUCACUCUGCCGGACAUCAGGGACAACUUGGUGGUGGAAGUUUUCAAGAACACCAUCAUGGAAGUGAGAGACGUAGCCAGGGACAGUGGCGUGCGAGCCGUUUUGGUUCUUUUGCCACCAAGCCAACUUGAGCAACUCUUCAUGGCUUCCCGAUCUCUGCACCAGGAGGGAGAAGUUGUGCCUGGAGAACUGGUUUUCCUUGGAAUUAAGCACGAGGAAAUUUUCCAAAAAUACAGUGACCAAACUAUGGGCUCAUUAGUAUUGCAGCCGAAAGUGGGAUGGGUGCAGGAAUUCGAGCAGUACUUCCGCUCGUUGAAAGAAAACAAUGAUAGAAACCCAUGGUUCCGCGAAUUCUGGUCGUCUGUGUUCUCCUGCUCUGGCCAAAACUGCAACGGCAAUUUGGAGCUGCCCACUUUUAAAAUGGAGCAAGACCCUGCUGUGAUUGCCAUUCUAAAUUCAGUCACAGCGGUUUCUCAUGCCCUGGAUACUGUAGAACGUGACCUCUGCUCAGAAGAAGUUGGGCCAAGAUGUCUGGCAAUUCAGGACGCCAAACUUGUGCGAAGCCGCCUGUUUGAGGUCAUGCCCCACAUGGCCUUUGUUGGUGCUGGUAUGAGCGGAGUCGCGUUUUCCACUGUGGCGGGCGAUAAUUUGGGAGCUUCGCUUCACGUGCUGAACGUGCGCCGUAUUGGAACCAACGUUUUUGGGUUGGUGCCUGUUGGAAUAACCACCAGGAGUGGCGACCUGCAGCUGAACCGCAACACCAUGAAAGCUUAUGCUAAAGAUCUGACCGAGGUGCCUUACACAGAAAUCAGCUCCAAGUGCGCUGAUUGUGGAGUCAAAGAUCAAAAGGCUGAUUAUAUGGAGGUUUCCCCUGGAAACAAAGUAACCAUUCUGAGCUUCAGCUCAAUUCACUCAGCCUCCCCUGACCAGUCUUCAAAUUGCGGCCCUUUGAAAAGCAUGGACUCUUUCCAGAGAGCAGCUGCCUUGGCCUUCGCCAUUGAAAAAGUCAACUCAAACCCCAAUUUCACUGGAAUCAGUGGCCUCCACUUCGACGACUGCAGCAACCCUUCAAGGGCCAUUUAUCAGACCUAUGGCUACCUGGCCGAAAAAACGGCCGAAAGCGAACUUAUCGUGUCAAGCCCCAAAACCGUCGCUGUUGCCCUUUUAGCUGACAACAAACCUAACGAAGGACUUGAAUUAAUGUUGGGGUCACAAUCAAUUCCCCUCACCCGGACUGAAGAUUCACAAGCCAUCAUGAAAGCUCGUCUACACGCCGCCGUUUCCAUCGGCCAAGAACUUGGCUGGUCUAGAAUGACGAUCAUCCGAAAAGAGGGCUCCCUGUGGGGAAAAACUGCCGCUGAAAUGCUCAUAUCUGAAAUUUUCCCCACCAUUAAAACUAUGUGUGUUGGCGAAGAUCUCGAUUUGAACGUCGACCAAAAGGAUCUGAGACGUGAUUUCCAGCUGGACUUAAACACUCCUUUUAUUCUCUUAUUUGAAAAUGCAGAAGAGACUCAAAAAAUGCUCAACGUCCUUUCUGAAUCGAAGAAACGAAACCGAAUUUUGAUCGCCUCUGGAUGGGACGAUUCCAUUUCUUACAACGGCUCGGCUGAAAUUUUCGCCAUUGGCCGAGAUCUGUCGACUGAAAAUGUUCCCGGAUUCCGAGAAUUUGUGACCAGUGCGGUCACCUCCAGCCCAGGCUACAUUCCAGCCAGCUGGGCCGCCGAGUACGUGGAAGCAGCAGCCAACGGCGCCAAGUGGAAACAAGCUUAUGGCGUGUCUGAAAUCAUAAAAAUCGUUGAACUUCUUUCAACUGAAGUCCAGCGCCUCUGCACCCAAGACAAGGGCCUUCCUCUGUGCGGUCAAGAUUCAAAGGGUUUCAGAGAAGAAGUGCAAGCCACCCUGACGGCCCAUUUGUCCUCCACGGCUCCCAAUCUGGCCGUCUGGCGCAUGAACGGCAGCAGGUUAUUUGAAAAGGUUGGAGGGUGGAAGAGAAAGGGUGGUCUGAGCGUGACGGCCCGAAAGUGGAAAAAAGCCGUGAAUGCGACCAACGAGUGCGAGUCUUUCAGGAUCGGCCGCUCAGGUAAAUUGACCUCUGUCAUUGACGAGGUGCCCAACCCACCUGCCAUCAUCGGAGAACUCCGAGAAAUGUGGGGUCUGGUGACGGCGUCUAUCAGCAUUUUAGGCGCCUUGGUUGCAGUGGCGUUCGUCGUCUACUUCGCCAGCGCCACCGAAAAGGCGGUCGGCACCUCCGUCUUGGGUUACCAGAUCCUCUUCGGAGUCCUCAUCCUUUACCUCUCCAACCUGACUUUCCUGAUCGCCCCCUCUGAAAUCGGCUGCUUCCUCCGCCGACUUGUGCCGUCCCUUUCGUACGCCAUCAUUCUCUCCGGGAUGCUCAUCAAGGUGGUCACCAUUUGGCGCUACCAGGACAACCCCAAGGCCGAUCUUGAGAUUGAUCCUUUGUCCCGACCCUGCGGCCUCCUGUGCUGCUCCUUCUCCCUUAUCAUGGUGCAGGCCUUUUUAAGCGGAGGGUGGAUCCUCCUGGUACCAGCCGGAGCGGCUCCUCCGACUUCCUUUGGCGGUUCUUGGACGUGCAUGGCCGCCUCAAGCAAGGAAAUUCUCAGCUCCCUUAGUUACGUGGCCACCCUGAUUUUGCUCACCAUCAUGGUCUCCUUCAAAGCCAGAAGACACCCUGAGGCCCGCAACAUUUUGGUCUGCUGCAUUUUCCUCGCCUUCGGAGCGGGAAUGUGGACCGCAGCCGCCAACAGCGUGACUUUGGCCGCCUUACAUAAGGACUGCAUGGCCGGAGUAGUGGCCGGCCUGGUGGUGGCCACCCUGGUUCUCAUCACGAUUUUCAUCCCCAAACUGGCGCAGCACUCGCGCCUCAGCAAGGACAAGAAGAUCCAGCAAAUCCAGCACGCCACCAUGAGGGCUCACAAAAACAUGCAGCCUGUCAUGUAUGGUGUGCCGCAAUACUCGAAUCCGUCACCUAACAGCUCGUCGCGAUCCGUGGUGAUCAAAGCUUUCCCAGAUGUGGACGAUAUGGUUGGAGUGGAGCACGUUCUCGGCAGCGAAGCGUCCAUUCAGGACGACAGCACCGAGCCCGAGCUGGCCAACUUGCGGGCGGACCACGAGGAGUUGGAAGCGCACUCGCCAGCCCUUGAGUUGCCCACCUCGGAGGCCCUGUACCCCAUCGACAUGUACACGGGGCCGCCGGCAACCACUUCCACGUUUGGGCACGGGGCGCCGCCACCGCCCCCGAUGCCGAGAAUUUCACUAGUCGAUCACUAUCUGCCGGGCUCCAACGAGUUCACCGCCCUGCCGCCGCCGCCCGCCAGCCUUCUCGGCAGCAGCAGCGACGAAGAGGACUACUCGCGACACGAGGGAAUCUCGUACAUCUAGUGCUUGAGAGGUGAAACCAAAUUAACUUAAGCAGACUUAAAUGCUCAAUGAAGUCAGUGAACCAUUUUCCAACUGUGCUACCUACAGACGCUUGGAUUUGUAUAUUUUUAAAACUGUGUAAUAUAACCGUGUCUAGACUGUAAAAUAAUUUAUUGCAAUUAAAAUAUAUGUAACAUUAUACCAAAAUAAAGUUUUUCGCUUCAGAAAUU
Molecule: messenger RNA, 7749 nt
Organism: Neocloeon triangulifer
Lineage: Eukaryota; Metazoa; Arthropoda; Insecta; Ephemeroptera; Baetidae
Exons: 16
Coding region: 449-7540 (2363 amino acids)
Biological process (GO): G protein-coupled receptor signaling pathway
Cellular component (GO): membrane
Molecular function (GO): adenylate cyclase inhibiting G protein-coupled glutamate receptor activity
Source: RefSeq, a predicted model, not a curated record